Rangifer tarandus platyrhynchus (Svalbard reindeer) is the source of this 411-nucleotide messenger RNA. Lineage: Eukaryota; Metazoa; Chordata; Mammalia; Artiodactyla; Cervidae. The record is from the annotation of a GenBank genome assembly.
AUGGGCGGGUGGAGUCCGGAGCGGCGCGGCGAGGGGCGGGUGGGGUCCAGCCUGACUCACACGCUUGCCGGCCGGACCCGCCACAACUCUGCGCGGUUAGGGUUUUCCGAGGACCACAUCACGCGGUCCUGCAGCCUCUUGCCCACGUACCCGUGGCCGAAUUGCACACGAACCAUCAUGCACAAGGGUGUAGACUCGGGAGUGCAGCACUGCGCGUUCUCUCCUAACCUCCGCGCUCCGCUUGCGACUCUCUCGGCGUUGACCUGCGAACGAUCACACACCAGCCUCGACGUCAGAGCACCCCGUGACCCCGCAUCACAAGACCGGGCUGGGAUGCUGGGUGGUCCCUCGGAGCCCCUCCUCCGGCUCCUGGCUCUCUUCGCAAAGCUUCUCCUGGGGCAGAAAGCUUGA